Aphanomyces invadans is the source of this 1511-nucleotide messenger RNA. RefSeq lists its product as hypothetical. Bases 135 to 1292 code for a protein of 385 amino acids. NCBI's taxonomy places the organism in Eukaryota, Oomycota, Saprolegniomycetes, Saprolegniales, Verrucalvaceae. The transcript is spliced from 6 exons. The record is from RefSeq and is a predicted model, not a curated record.
GGAGCAGUCGAGCCCCCGUUAGACGGCAUUGACUUACGGGGUGCGGCCGUUGGGCCGACCUGGCGCGGUCGGGCGCCAAGGUCUCUCCAUCAUAUUGCGAUUCGCUUGGUUGGCAGCACACCCAAGAGACGACGAUGGCAUCUUCUGGCAAAGGGGACAAGAGCGACAAGAGCUUCAGCAUGAGUGUGGUGGACACAGUGACGGACAAGCUGCACAAGGGCUUGGACAUUUCGCACACGGUGACGGACAAGCUGCACAAGGGCUUGGACUUGACGAAUGAGCAGCUGCACAAGCUCAAGAGCAUUUACGACUCGCAGGACGAAAAGGUGCGCGAGAUGACCAAGUCGUACUACGACUCGUUGUACAAGCACGCGUCGAACGCGCAGGAAAUGUUCAAGGAGUAUGCGUAUGGCACCAAGGACAAGGGGGUCGAAUACUACGAGAACAUGAAUGAUUCGUUGGACAAGUGGCGGAAGAGCUUGGAUGACCUCGAGUCGAAGGCGGGGGAGCACGCAGGCUCGUUCAAGGACCAGAUUUCGGACUACGUGAAGCACCAGCGCCAGCACAUUUCGGACAUGACGGAGUAUGCCAAAGAACGAAUGAAGAAGAUGUCGGGUUUGGACAAGAAGGACAAGAGUGUGACGGAGCAAGCAGGCGAAAAGGCACGUGCCGCCAAGGACAAAGUGAGCGAGAAGGCGGGAGAAGCCAAGGACAAGACGAGCGAGAUGGCCAGCGAGGCUGGCGAAAAGGCGACCGAAGCCAAGGAGAAGGCGAGCGAAUUGGCUGGAAUGGCGUCGGAGAAGGCGGCCAAGGAAAAGGGCAAAGAUGCCGGUGAAAAGGUGUCCGAGAAGGCUGGCCAAGCGAAGGACAAGGCCAGCGAAUUAGGCAGCGACUUCAAGGACAAAUUGGAGGAAGGGUGGAAGUACUCGACGGACCAACUGGACAAGCUCAAGUCGGGUGUGAAGCACGAAAGCCAGAAUGUGCAGGAAAAGGUGUCGGAGUAUUUUGAUUCUGUGAAAUCGAGCGCUUCAGAUGCGCAGGACAUGCUCAAGGAGUAUGCGGAAAGUGGCCAGGAGAAGGGCGAGGACUACUACAAGCGCGUGAAGCAGUCGAUGGAAAAGUGGCGCGGUAGCUUGGACAAGCUAGAGUCGCAGACCAAGAAUUACAGCGAAUCGUACCGCAAGGAAGUGUCGGAAUACGUCAAGUCGCAACGCGAUCACAUCGACGAGAUGGCUCACCGUGCCCAAGCGCAGGCGGAACAUGAUGCGCGCCAAGGCGGCGAGGACGAAUGAGCUCAAGAGCAAGUGCAGCCACUGCAGCUCCCCGUUGUGGUGGAAGCCGCAGUGGGCUGGCUAGUUUUUAAUUCAUGUUAAUCGAGGCUGGGCGAACUAGCAAACGUCCUCCUUCUUUUGAGGGUCCCCUGAUGGCAAGCAGAAGUUGGAAAUCAUGCUAGGAUGCUACGAAGCUUUUGACUCUUGUACAAACCAGCCAUUGGGAAAUGGAAAGACUGA